This is a messenger RNA of Corticium candelabrum, 2327 nucleotides long. RefSeq lists its product as uncharacterized. The transcript is spliced from 9 exons. Lineage: Eukaryota; Metazoa; Porifera; Homoscleromorpha; Homosclerophorida; Plakinidae. Bases 29 to 2059 code for a protein of 676 amino acids. Gene Ontology annotation, molecular function: protein binding. The record is from RefSeq and is a predicted model, not a curated record.
UUCGCCACUUUGUAGUUUGCUGGCCGACAUGACAUCUAGAAACGCAAGGAACUGCACCGACCAUGAACGCGGUCUGACUCGGCGAAACUCGAGCUCUCGAGCUCGUACUGUUGUCUGCUUCCAAUACAAGUUGCUGUGUUCUCUAGCGUUGAUGGCUGUUGUUGCUGCUGGCAACCCAUGCAAGAAAUUCUAUCGAACCGAGCUUCCACAUCAUUGCACUACUCGUGCGUGUGCAUCGUGUCCUGCAGGAUCUGGUGUCGUCAAAUUUUGCAAUGGCUCUAGUCCAACAGUCUGUAAAGCAUGUGUUGCUGGCAUAAACUUUUCCAACAGAUCAAAUCCAUACGACGUGUGUGAGAGCGUCAGCCAAUGUCGAUCGAACCAAGUAGUUAGCGCACCGGCAACUCGAUUCAGCGAUGUCCAAUGUGUCUGUCGCCAUGGCUAUGAGGUGUCUACAUUAGGAAAUUGUGUGUUUAAAGUAUUAUUCGUGACAAAUUCAUACACAACAACAGCCAAUCAAUGGCCUUCCUCUAGUGGCAGCAGUCAGCUGACUUCCACAAAAGUUUUACCCUUGGAAACUGAAAAUGUACACACUCCAUCCAGCUCAAGUAUUCAACUGCCGAUGAACCGUCAGAGUGAAACGAAAAUGGUAUCAAGCAGCAUGGUGUCAAGUACAGGAUUUAUUAAAACGACUGGUAUGAGUGCAACCAUAAUUAUGAAAUCUGCUGAUGAUACAUUGAUGUCAACAAUUGUUUUGGCACUUUCUCUGGUGAUUGUUGUGGUCAUCACUGCUGUUGUUGUAAUGGUGGCAUGCCGUUAUUAUCGUUGUGACAAGUAUUGUCGAAGGUGGAGUAGAGGUAAACGCGAAGACGACGAGGAACAUCUUAUCGGACAGCCAAACAGCCAUCACCGCAGAAACGUGCAGAAUGCUUCUGUCGGUUUGCAAUACACACUGAGAGCUGACAUCCCCUUUUCAUAUUUACCAUGGAAAACAUAUAAUUGGACAAAGAACGACAUUCCACUGAAGCAGAGCAGUCGUGUGACGAUUAACAAUACGUCAGUCACAUUUAUAGACGUCCAACCUGAUGCCGCAGGCGAAUACUGCUGCAGGAACAAGAGUGGAGAGCCACAAAAGACAAUACAGUUUGUAGUAAAAGAGAAUCUUCUUCCUAAUUAUCGAGUCGAUGAAGGCAUGCCACUCGUACUAAAAUAUGUUAUACAUGCAGCUGAUAUGUGCAGUGACUGGAGCUAUCAGUGGUUUUGCGAUGGUGUGCAGCUACGGUCUGCCAGUCGUGAUUGGUCGGGUGAAAACGUGACGAAAUUGGCCAUUUACAGAGUGAGUGGUCGGAAAAAGUAUUGGUGUGUUGCAAAGAGUGACGAGUGGCGAUUGAAGUUGCAAUCGGCUACAGCUGUCGUCACAUGUAGUGGGAUCCGAUCAAGUACUACUGAUUUUACUCCUACUGAUUGUACUCCUACGAAAGAUGCAUUGCCAAAUCGUGAUGGAAAUGACAUUGGAGGUACAACAGAUCUGGAAACGAAAUUGGAAGAUGAUAUGGGUCAAGAGACUGGUGCUGCUUCUGCGAGAGGUCGUGACAUAAUUCAAGCUACAGAGGAUCAUCCGCAACAUUUCCUUGAGCAGGUAGUGCAUUCGUCGGAGAAAAAUGAUGCUACAACGGGGCAUGUAGUGCAAGUAGGAAAAUUGUUUUCUUGUGUCAAACAUCUCACAGCAGAGAUCUUACAUCAGUUGGCUAAAGACAUUGGAGGACCAAAUAAUGAUUUAAGUAGUGUAUUGGCAAUAGCUGAAUCGAUGGGAGUCGAUGUCGAGGAAGUCAAACACAGAGCAACAAUGUCCAGCAAAGAUCUAUCACUUUUUGCCUUGGAGAGACUGCGUGAAAUUAAUCCCGACUAUCCGCUUUCUGCACUCUGUCACAUAUUUGUAGAGAACGACCGACCGGAGUGUGCUGUGGAGUUGACCAAACAUGUGAGGAGAGCCGAUGGUAUUCUGCGGUUGCCUGAUCGUCUGCAGAAGCAACUCUCGAGUCUGAUCGGUGGGAUGGAAUAGCAAGGGGUAGCUGACGUCUUGGACAUUUAAAAUUUAUGUAAGUAUGGAUUUUUGCAUCACUAUACCUUGUUAUGAUUGUGUAUGCAUGUACUUGAUGGUACAAUCAUUAGGAUAUGCAUGUUACGCAUGUAUCAAGUAGUCAUAGAGGUUAGAUAAUGUUGAUUUAUGUCAAUUGCUAUAGUUGCUGUUUGAGUUUUUUUACAUCUACUUGUAGUAGUCACAUUUUUAGCAUUCUGUUAGAUAUGAAUAAUCUGUAUUCAUAACUAAA